AACCAGCUGAAAAUGUCUCAGAAUCCUGACAAGCUAAAUUCAAGUGAAGAAAAGCUGAGUGGUUUGGAGGAUGAUCAGGAGGAAAACUUGGACAAUUCAGAUCAGUCUGUCCGAAAAAGAAUACGGCAGUGUGCUCCAGGGUCACACAGAGAUGAGACACCAAAGUCCAGUUCCUCUCGUCCUGUGUCAAUAGAAGAGCUCAUGGAGACAGCCAAGGGAGUCACCAACAUGGCACUGGCACAUGAAAUUGUGGUGAAUGGAGACUUCCAGAUAAAACCAGCUGAAUUGCCAGAACACAGCUUAGAGAAGAAAGUCAGAGAUAUUGUGCAUAAAGCUUUCUGGGAUUGUCUGGAAGCUCAGCUAAAGGAUGACCCCCCGACAUAUGAUCAUGCAAUUAAGCUACUGGGAGAAAUUAAAGAGAGUCUUCUGUCUUUCUUGUUGCCUGGUCAUACUAGACUGAGAAACCAGAUUACAGAAGUUCUUGACCUGGAUUUGAUAAAACAGGAGGCAGAGAAUGGGGCCCUUGACAUUUCUAAGUUGGUCAAAUUUGUUAUUGGGAUGAUGGGGACUCUCUGUGCUCCAGCUCGAGAUGAAGACAUUAAGAAACUGAAAGAUAUUAAUGAAAUAGUUCCUCUUUUCAGAGCAAUUUUCUCUGUAUUAGACCUAAUGAAAAUGGAUAUGGCAAACUUCGCUGUCAGUAGUAUUAGGCCAAAAUUAAUGCAGCAGUCUGCUGAAUAUGAAAGAAGGAAGUUUCAGGAGUUUCUUGAGAAACAGCCAAAUUCUUUAGACCUUGUCACAAAGUGGUUGCAAGAAGCAGCAGAUGAUCUUACAAAGCUUGGACAUGAAAUGUUGCCUCCCCACUGUAGUGAUGGUGCCACUGGUGGAGCUUCUGCUUUGUGCUUCACUGCUGUACAAAAUCAAGCCUAUCUGAAGCUCCUGAAGUGGGAUCACAUGAGCAGGCCUUUUCCAGAAACCGUGCUCAUGGACCAGACACGCUUCCUGGAGAUCCAGCUGGAGCUGGAGCAGCUGCUCGUGGUGGGGACAGUGCUGCUGGUCACGUUCAGUGCAGCAGGCCCAGCACUCAUCGAUGUGCCUGGAUUUGCUGAGAAAAUCAAAACCAUCGUCAAGGUGCUGCUGACGGGAAUGCAUCUUCCCUCCUUUAACCUGAAGGAAUCCCUGGCCACUGUGGGGGAGAAGGUAUGUGCUGAAGUGAACAGCUGCCUUUCCCAGCAUGGCUUUACCCCGUUCUCCGCUGAGAGAGAGGCUGUGCUGAAGGGACAGAUCCAGGCAGUGGCCAGCCCAGAUAACUCCAUCUGCAAGCUCAUAGAUUCUCGAAUUCACAAGUUUCUGGAGAAUUAUCUUGCAUCCAGUCACCAGAAAUCAUUGCCUGCCAUUCCUGGAGGAUUAGGCCCUAUUCAGAGGGAGCUGGAGGAGAUUGCUGCCAAGUACAUUCGUCUUGUCAACUACAACAGAAUGGUCUUCAGCCCUUACUAUGAUGCAGUCCUUGGCAAAAUACUGACUAAGGAAGAAUCCCAAAUUGUAGGGAAGUCAGAAGAAUCAUAA
Molecule: messenger RNA, 1563 nt
Organism: Cinclus cinclus
Lineage: Eukaryota; Metazoa; Chordata; Aves; Passeriformes; Cinclidae
Gene: TCP11L1
Product: t-complex 11 like 1
Exons: 9
Coding region: 13-1563 (516 amino acids)
Biological process (GO): signal transduction
Source: RefSeq, a predicted model, not a curated record